UGUAUACAAAUGUAUUUUAAAAUAUGAUGUCAAAAGUAAAACCACACAGGAAAUGUGUCCGGAUAUGCAGUGCGAUAGUACUGCCGGUUAUGAGCUUGCAACAAGUCUCACUCCUCCGCUCUCUGACCUGUUCUGACACUCUUGUCGCACAUUAGCGCUUGUUUUGUUGGCCGAGAACUCUUAAGUAUAGCACAGCAUUGAUUUUCCUUCUGACCUCUUCUGGUCAGAGUAGGGUUUUAUUACCACACAUUACUUGUUUAAUAGUCGAUAUUACUUUUCAAAAGUAAUUAUAAUGAUGUAACAUAAGUUGGGCCCAGAGGAGUUUGUGUACUUUGUCUUCUUGUACGUCUGCUUUGCCCCCAACGAGGAUGCUAUGAUGUGAUUAUAAUGCAUAGGUCAAGACAGGAAAUCAUCCCAGUUAGAUGUUGAGAAACUGAGAAGUUUUGAUUUUGGGGACUAAAUACCCUGAGCAAAAAAUAAUUGGGAUAAUAUAGGUAAAAUGUAGGUAUAUUUAAAAAUGGAAAUGAAAUGCUUUCUGGAAAAUGCACAUCUUGAAGAGCUAUAAAAAGCCCAGCCUUCUCUCAAUGCCCUCCAUCUGAAUAUCUCAAGUAUUUAAACAGCCUCACAUAUAACUUAAAGUUAUCCAAUAAUAUAUCUGUAUAUUCAAUUAUCUAUUUCAGAAAAAAUAUCUGAAACACCACACUAAAUAUACUAUUUUGUAAAUGUUAUAUGAUAAGAUACAAGUUAUUACACAAAUUUGAGUAUUUCACGUAUAUGUUAUAAUAUAAAUAAUAUAUAUGUAUAUAUAUAUAUAUCUGUAUUAUAUUUUGUAUAAUAUGCUUACAUUUAUUCCAUUUCUAUCUAUGUGUAAAUAUAUUCUCCAAAGAAACUGGAUCUACUUUGUCACAUUAUUACAUUUUUAUUCAAAUGUUAACAUAUUUAAUUCAUCUAUUUUAUUCUAUUUUUCUUUUUUGUAUUUAUAUGGUACCAGGUUCUAUAUUUGAUUUAGGCCUAUUUAUGUCAUUCGAUGAACUACAGCAGGGGUUCCCAAACUUUUUAGGCCACGCACCCCCUUCUACAUCCCGACCGGGUUCACGCACCCCCAAUCCCCCACACCUGAAAAAAAAAUGCAACGGAAUGCAAGAGUUGUUGACGGGGGGGGGGGGCGGCGUCGGAGCUCUGCGGCGACCACGAUCGACGGAUUGAGCACCCCUGCAUUCAAACAUUAAAUAGCCGACAGUUUUUUUCAGCGUAAGAAAUACGAUGUGUGGCGAGAGUGCGUGAGUUAAGACCGAAAUGACACUUGAGAGCCCUGAGAAUGUUUAAUAUUAAUUAUUACACCAUUAGACCACCAUUACAUUUUUCCUCUCGCGCACCCCCUAGAGGCAGCUCGCGCACCCCCAGGGGUGCGCGCACCACACUUUGGGAAUCCCUGAACUACAGAGUUGUUAUCUGUGAUCAUAGCUUAAACAUGUCAUCAUAAUAAUUAUUCAUGACCAUCUAUAAAGUUUUGACUUUUUAGUCAUGAAUCGUCAACAAAUGAUUGUAUUAUAAACUCGUGGAAACACACCUGUCGUCUCUUAAUCCACCUUCCUCAAACGGUGUGUGUUCUUCCGCCUCACGGAAGGAUCUAUAUUCCGUCUCUGUCACCGAGCGGAUGGAUCCGACGUCCAACCUGUGCGACUAAUUGUGCAAACACCGAACAUCACAGCAGCUUUUCCACAAUGUUGCUCCACCAAAGGAUACAACUUUUGAACAGGUACGCAAGAUACAAUAGUUUUGUUCGACUUAACUUUGAUUACUUUGACGUGUUCCGAGUCGCAACGGGUUAUCUUUUCGGGAAAGAUAACGUCCCAGGUGAUGCUCUCCAUCACCUGUUGGGGCGUGUUAACCUCCCGUGGCGGACGAACAGUAAGCUAGCGAACAGCGAUAUGCAUCGUGCUCGCAAUGACGGCUUAUUGUGUUGUAUUUCCAGGUUUUGACGAAUGUAAUGGAAAGCGAACAACAGACUACUGAGAGAGAAGAGACCCCGCCCAAGUUCUGGAGAAGUUGCAAGUUGAUUAUUGACCCCGCAUUGACAAAAGGACUGUACAAAGUGUACCGUUACAACGGACAGCAGUUCAACAUACCCGUGGAGGACUUAGGUCUGUUUCCUGUGGAGACAGUCAGAGAUCCCCGCGUGUGCCGCCUGUGGAGCAAAUCCAGGAAGACUGACCUUUUGAUUUCUAAAUUUAAGCUUGAUGAAUGGUAUGUUGGCCCUAUUCCUCCCAAAGAAGUGACGUUUUCCAGGUUGAAUGACAAUGUGAGGGAGACGUUCUUGACUACGAUGUGCAAUAAAUACGGGAACAUUGAGGACGUGGAGAUAUUUUACAAUCCUAAGAACAAGAAGCAUUUAGGGGUCGCAAAGGUCGUCUUCGACACAGUGCAGGCUGCAAACGACGCUGUUCAGCACCUCCAUGAGACGUCAGUGAUGGGAAAUAUUAUUCAUGUGGAGAUUGAUCCUAAAGGAGAAAAGAGAGCGCGGUAUCUUCAGCUCCUUGUGUGUGGCCUUUACACGCCUUGGACGCUGCCAGUGGGCGGCAAUGAGCAAGCUAUUCAAAGCUUAAUCGACAAAUUGCUGGGCGGCCCAGCCACACAGCGCCGAGGGAGUCUCUCCAGCAUCGCCACAUCCCUCUCUCUGGACACAGCCUACUCCAGUAUUUGGCAGGACACACCUUGCAGCUUUGGGCUUACGCCACGUUCUCAGGGAACCCCCCAUACGCCGAGCUUGUCUGCAACUCCUCUCUCCCAGGACUCUUGCUACUCCAGUCUUCAGGCAACUCCAGUCCUGCAGGGAGAGCCCUCCACCUACAGUGUUCACAAACCUUUAAGACGUGAGCUCUGCCAUCGUCAACCGGCGAGGAACCACAGGGGAUCCGGCGAAGUCUCAGAUUUCAACUUUGUUUUGAAGCAUUGCCAACCACAGGCCCCACACCACGUCUCGUCCCAAAUACAAGCGAGCAGUCAGCAACUUGCUCUGUGGGGUCACAAUGCACACUCUUCUUCUCACAGGAAUACAGAAGCUUCCUUUGACCUCGCCUCCCCCUGUCAGCAGUCCAGAGAUGGGGUCGGCACUACCUCUCCGGCUUCACGUCAAAACCGCAAUUCUUUUAGCAUCAUGAGCAUUAAUUUCACAGUCGACCGGCAGACAGCAGCAUCCUCCCCACCCGAUGACCAUGCAUGCAUAAAAGACGUAUCUCCAUCUGCUGGUCACGGCUCCUCCAGUCGCCUCCAGCCAGUGGGAGAGAGUUUGGACUCACGCAUUGAAAGUUUGCUCAUAAACAGCCACAUUUCUGACCCUUCAUACUUUGAUAGAAAGACUUUUGAGGCUGACUCUCAGGAUAGCCCCACUUCCCCUUGCUCUGCAAAUACCUCCCCUUUCUCGGAUGACUCAGUUGUUGACACUCCGACAUGUGACUUCCCAACGAGCCUCCAGCGCUCCUCCAAUGAUCUGGUGGACGUCAGCCCAACAUCGCUCAUUGAAAAUGAAGAGGAUGAAACUACUCGAGCUGUUAUGUUUUUAACAAGAAACUCGGAGUCUGCAUCUGAUCUCACGCAUUUUGAAAGGAAGGCUCACGCAAACAACGAAAAGGAGGAUCAAAGGUUCCCGUCAUUCUCAUGUCCAGAGGACCGGCAUGCAGCAAAUGAGAAUAAGGAGCACUCCAAUAACAGACCUUCCAGACCUGCAGCACAGAUCUCCUCUCGACCUCAGCCACUGUCCAUUUCUCUCAAUAGACCGACUCGACUCUGUCCCUCCAGAGCUCCUCCUGCCAUCACAUCGAGGUGCUUCCGUCCACCAGUCACCCAUUUCCCUUUCCCCAUUCCUCCCUUUCCCCAGUCUAUUCCCCCUGGUCCACCUCGCCUGCCAAAUGGCACCAUCCCCAUCCCACCUCCAGGCUGGAUCCCACCUCCAGGCCAUCAAACCGGCAUCUCCAUUCCCCCUCCACCUUUUCCAGCUCCACCAUAUAUUCGUCCUGCACCAACUUUUCUUCGACCCCCUCCAGCUUUGAUGGUGCCGCCCUUUGUUCCACCCUCUGGGCACACCUACCCAUUCCCCAUGCCUCCUGCAGUCCCUUUGGAUCAGGGGAAUCCUCCAGCGCAUGGCAGUGCACCCUUCCCAUUCCCUAGACCACCCUGGCUGCCUCCACCUUUUCUCAGGUUCAACCCCUUCGUGCCACCACCAGAAUACCCACUUGUUUGGGAAAACCCUCACAAGGUCACAAUAGAUAAAGUGAUAGAAGUCAUCAUGGAUGAACUGAAGUCAAUCAUUAAGAAGGACAUGACACGUAGGAUGAUUGAAGGGACCGCUUUCAAGGCCUUCGAGGACUGGUGGAGCUGCCAAGAAAAGAAAACAAAGACACACGUACCUCCUUUGAAAAGUGGAGCGGCGAGUGUUGAUGAGAGGAACAAACUAAUAAAUCCCCCCAGUCACAUCAGUGGCCAGGGCAAAAAACCUCCACUGCCCUCCUUCAAGGUGAAAAGAAAAAGAGCCGAUGAUACUGCUACAUCAGAAGAGAUAGAUAAUGGCUCGUGUUCUACUCACGAAAGCUCAGGUGUGAAACAGGGGGAUGACAGAGUGAGACCUGCAUCUCAGAGAGCCAAACGCAGACACGCAAGACCACACGGGCUUGAAAGUGAUACUGAUGAUGACGGGAAAGAUGGAGAUAACAUACUUCAAGAUGAUGACGCAACAUCAGACAAAGUGGAGGCUAUUGUGCCAGUUGAUGAGGAUCCUCAAAAUCUGUGUGACAGAGAUGGUGAUGGUGGUGAUGAUGAUGGUAAUCACCCUGAGGAAGAAAAGGAGUUGGCACAAAGACACACAGAGGAUAACGAUGCUGUCAUCUUCCAAACUCGUGAUGGCGUGCAGUGCUCAGGUAGCGAUACUUUUUCCGAGAGCAGCUCCCCAGAGGACAGUGAGUACUCGUCAGACUUCGACUCCUCCGACUCGUUCUCGGGGAGCUGUGAGGACUCGUUCCACUCUGACCUCAGUCUGGAAGACGAAGAAACGGAGGAAGACUCCAGGUCUCGUGCGUGUAUUGUCAUAUCGUCAGAUGAAGAGUCGAUGGAACUUGAGCCCCCCGUCACUCCGCCAGCCCCGCUGACCCCUGGUGCUCAGCUGGAGCUGGGCCUUCAGGACUGGUCCGACCCAUUUCAUAAGGAAACGGAGGAGAACCAGUACACUUCCUGUCAACGAGACACCUGCGACUCGGAUCUCAUGAUCGAGCUCCGAACCAGCGAACCCCACAACCAUCUACGGCCCCUGUCACCUAUCGGACGUCCAGCAGCCGAGCUACACCUUGAUGUCGAGAUGGAAAGCCCAGACUGGACGGAAGAGUCAUUGGGGAAGAUAGACAACCUGAGGCCUCUGACUCCUACUGGCUGCCUUCUGGACAGUGACCCGGACCUUCUGAUAAGAAGCAAACCCACAUCCCCGGCUGAGGAGGUGGAACGGCCACAAACACCCGGGAAGGGGAUAGUGACUGAACUGGAAAGUGAGGACUCUGCCGAUGAAGUCUUCUCCAUCUCUCCAACAGGCACAGAGGUCAAUCUAGCUUCCUCUGAUCCCCCGGCCUCAUACCCAUCAUACCAGGAUAUGCCCAAAACUCCUGGUCGAGAGGAUGGACGUGGCUGGACACAGUCUCGCUCUGGUAGAGCUCCAGCAACGCCAGGCAGAGAGACGCCCAUGUCAUCAGGCAGCACAGUGAUGUGCCCAACUCUCUGUAGCCCACUUCCUGUGCCAUACCUGUCUAACAAUCCAUAUGUCGCAGCCCCAAAGACUCCCGGAAGAGACAUCAUCCUACCCCAAAGAGCCGUCGUCCACAGAAGGAAAACACGCACGGUGGCAACCUCUCAGCCCCCGUUCUAUGAUUCUGUCAGACGCUUUCCCAUCUCAGUGUCUUCUCCAUGCAGCCUCUCCGGGUCUUCAUCUGACUCCGCUGAUGAAAAGGGCAGGUGGAUCAAUUCAGGUGUGAAAAAGAAGCCCUUGCAGGGACUGGAGAACAUGCCUGGGCUCCUGGAGGAGGGGAACAGUAGAGAGACAGAGAGAUCCUCAUUAAGGAGGAAACAAUGGAGGAGGCUAAAGAGGAGGUCUAGAAUCCAGCAUCGGCAGAGGUCACUGAAAAGAAUCGACGGCUCUCUUCCCUCGCACAGUCCUCUUCACAGGUGGCGUUCACUGUGCAAAGAGAGGAGGAUCCUUCAUAGUGUUUGGAAGGAGGGCCUGGAUGAAGAAGAUGAGAGGCUGCUGCAGUGUGCAUAUGAAAGGCUGCAAGCGCAACAUAAUGGCUUUAGGUGGAUCACUGACACCCUGUGGAUACCUCACCCUCUGACAAAAAUCCUCCCAGAGGAGAGCGGGGAGCAGAAAUCCUGGCAGCCCAAACACCGGACCGGCUCCGCUCGCAGUGAAGGGUUCUACAGAAUUAGCAAGAAAGAUAAAAUGGAAUACCUCAAGAACACAAAUCUCGCUUCUGAGCUUCCAUCUACAAGUACUCAGGGGAUGUGCAUCCCGGCCCAGCAAUCGGUCUCACUGCGCGCGGGAUCGGACUUCAGGUCCGAACAGCGCCGCCUGCUGUCCUCAUUCAGCUGUGAUAGCGACCUGGUCAAGUUCAACCAGCUGAAGUUCCGAAAGAAGAGGAUCCGUUUCAGCCGGAGUCAUAUUCACGAGUGGGGCCUGUUUGCAAUGGAGCCAAUAGUCGCCGAUGAGAUGGUGAUUGAGUACGUGGGCCAAAUCAUCAGACAGGUCAUCGCUGACAUGAGGGAGCAGAGAUACGAGGAGGAGGGCAUUGGAAGCAGCUAUUUGUUCCGGGUUGAUCAGGACACCAUCAUUGAUGCUACGAAACUUGGGAACUUAGCCAGGUUCAUAAACCACAGCUGCAGCCCCAACUGUUAUGCAAAGAUCAUCAGCGUGGAGUCUCAGAAGAAGAUCGUGAUAUACUCCCGACAGCCGAUACGCAUCAAUGAAGAGAUCACGUACGACUACAAGUUCCCCAUCGAGGACACAAAGAUUCCCUGUUUGUGUGAAUCAGACAGCUGCCGCGGCUCCUUGAACUAAUCUCUGAGGAAGAGAUCUGAUUAUGACUCGAUCCAAAGUCACCUGAGGGACAGUACAAUGAAAACCAAGGGCCUGAAGAUGCAUCAAAAAAGCCAUUUCAAUACUCAAACCUGGACAGUCUGGAGGCCAAACAGGAGCUCAUGACAUCAGUGCAGGCGAGUGGCGGCUCAGUGAAUUAUGACUUAAUAAACUGUCCUAAACAGCAUGCAAGACAGUUAUGGAUUAUCAAUGGAGGUCAAGCAUGACAUUAUUGUGUGCCCCCCUCAAGUACUGGAAACCACUGUUUAGACUAAAUACUACAAUACAAAACAGGACAUUUGUAUGUAAAUUACAGUUUAUAAACACAAAUUUGACGCAUUGCGAUUGUUGCCUCUUCCCAAAAAGGCCUUUGUUACAAUGAAAGGUCCGUUGACCUUCUAGUCCAGAUAACAAAUGUGUAAAGUUAAAUGUUUUCGUUUAUGAGAGCUUAAACUGUGUUUUGCUUGAGUCAAGCUUGUGUCAAUAAUAUUAUUUUUUGUUGCUAACAUUUUAUAAAAAAGAAAGUGUUGCAUUAUGGUUACGUUGUGAUUAAAUGAGGUACGUUUUGACAGAUACAAUAUAUGUUACAUUGGAAUAAAACAUGCAAGUCACAAAAAAACAACA
Messenger RNA from Pseudoliparis swirei, 7729 nucleotides. Its product is annotated as histone-lysine N-methyltransferase SETD1B-A-like. The record is from RefSeq and is a predicted model, not a curated record. Gene Ontology annotation, cellular component: Set1C/COMPASS complex. Gene Ontology annotation, molecular function: RNA binding; protein binding; histone H3K4 methyltransferase activity. Lineage: Eukaryota; Metazoa; Chordata; Actinopteri; Perciformes; Liparidae. The transcript has 17 exons. The coding region runs from base 1991 to 7087 and encodes 1698 amino acids.